Messenger RNA from Tachysurus vachellii, 6573 nucleotides. RefSeq names its product RAR-related orphan receptor C a (gene rorca). Gene Ontology annotation, cellular component: nucleus. Lineage: Eukaryota; Metazoa; Chordata; Actinopteri; Siluriformes; Bagridae. Gene Ontology annotation, molecular function: RNA polymerase II cis-regulatory region sequence-specific DNA binding; nuclear receptor activity; zinc ion binding. The record is from RefSeq and is a predicted model, not a curated record. Gene Ontology annotation, biological process: regulation of transcription by RNA polymerase II. Bases 256 to 1644 code for a protein of 462 amino acids. The transcript is spliced from 10 exons.
GAGAGAGACAGACAGACAGACCGCAGUAACGAUACUGACGGGGAUUCAAACGGAAAUGAACUUCAGCCUUUGAUCGCUUGCUUGUCUUUGGCGGCGCUCGCGCGCGUCUCUCCGGUGAACUUCAUGCGGUUUGGUCGCUUUAACGGCUCUGAGCGGAGCUUUGUGUAUUUCAUCCCAUCACUGUUUACUGUGUCGUUCAAAAAGUUCUGGACUUUACACCAUUAUUAGCAGAUAAUCUAAAAAGAAAACAACACCAUGAGAGCUCAAAUCGAGGUGAUCCCCUGUAAGAUCUGUGGGGAUAAAUCAUCAGGGAUCCAUUAUGGAGUGAUCACAUGUGAAGGAUGUAAGGGUUUUUUUCGGCGGAGUCAGCAGAAUAACACCAUGUACUCGUGUUCUCGGCAGAAGAAUUGUGUUAUCGAUCGGACGAACAGAAACCGGUGUCAGCACUGCCGGCUACAGAAAUGCCUGGCGUUCGGCAUGAGCCGCGACGCGGUGAAGUUUGGCCGCAUGUCUAAAAAGCAGCGUGACAGCCUGUACGCUGAGGUGCAGAAACAUCAGCAGGGUCAGGAGUGCGUCAGCAGCAGCGUGUCGUCUGGUGGAGCGGGUGAGGAACCCGGGGAGAACAGCCCUGAUGGACACCCGCGAACCUGCAGCCGCAGCUCCAGCACGGCCCUCAGCGACCUCGACGACCUCGGAGGCCUGCUGUUUGACCUGCCACUGACCUCGGAGGACGAGUACAGCGGCCUCGAGCCACAGGGCAACGACAGGACCGGUGGAGAAGGGAGCAGCGGAAGGAGCAACUCGUCCUCUCACAGCUCCACAGAGUCAAAACACAAUUACCAGCUUCUUCAUUCGCACUCGCCGCUCAACGAGGGGUUCUCGCUGCUCGAGACAGAACGCAUCGCUCAGAGUGUGGUGAAGUCACAUGUAGAGACGGGUCAGUACAGUACAGAGGAACUGAAACGUCUUGCACGGAACCUGUACACAGCCGAGGAGACUCGCACCUACCAGAACAAACCGACAGAGGUGAUGUGGCAGCAGUGUGUGGCGCAUCUCACUAACGCCAUCCAGUACGUGGUGGAGUUCGCCAAGCGCAUCUCCGGCUUCAUGGAGUUGUGCCAGAACGACCAGAUCAUCCUGCUCAAAGCAGGAUGUCUGAGCGUGCUGCUGAUUCAGAUGUGUCGAGCUUACGACCCAGCGAACCACACGCUGCUCUUCGACGGGAAGUUCGCGAGCGUCCAGCUCUUUAAAGCUCUCGGUUGUGAUGACCUGGUGAAUGCUGUAUUUGAACUUGCUAAAUCCAUGAGCCGCCUGCAGCUCUCAGAAGAAGAAAUGGCUCUGUUCAGCGCCGCCAUCCUGUUCUCCCCAGAUCGGCCGUGGCUUACAGACAGACAGCAGGUUCAGAGGCUGCAGGAGAAAGUAUAUCAGGCGCUGCAGCGCUGUCUGAACAGAGAGGGUGCCAAUGAGCACAAACUCAACAAGAUGCUGGCUAAGCUUCCUGUGAUAAAGUCCAUCUGCAACCUCCACGUCGACAAGCUGGAGUUUUUCCGUCUGCUCCACCCGGAAACAGCCUGCAGCUUCCCCCCACUGUAUCGGGAGGUGUUCGGGAGUGAGAGCUUCUUACCUGACUCCACCAAGGGCUAGAGGAUGCCAGAGCAUCACUCAAACUGGUGCUCGAGAGACUGAAAGAAAGACAGAGACCAAGAGAGGGUGAGAAAGAUGUAGGGAUGAAACAAAAGACUGGAAGAUUGUGAAGCGUCAUGAACAGACCAGCAGCUCACUGACAAUCCUGCACACAACACUCUCAGAAUCCCGCUCUCUUUUUUUCUGUGAGCUCUUUCCUUCACAGGUGAUCGACGGUGCAGCCUGAGCGAAAUAACCAAAGGGGCAUUUAAGGGAGAGCGGUGCUGAUCGUAGAUGUAGGAUUGUUUUAACUGACAAGUAAAAACAUCAGAAGGAAAAUGUUCAGGUGGACGGAUACUUUGGUGCUGGAAUAUUGGGGCUAAUUUGAGUUCACCUACAUCCAUGAUAAAUUCUAUUGACGAGUGAUAAUAUGCAGAACUUAAGUCCUAUUCGGACGGGAUUAGUUUUACGUGGGGACGUGGGGGUAAAGUAAUUAUUACCAGAGCUUCUCGUGAUUUUAGUCCCGUCCGAAUGUGCCAUCUCGGUAAUCAUUACGGACAAUGUCAGUAAAGAUUACGGCGACUUUUACCUUCUGUAAAAAGGUCCGGAAAAAUGACCUCAGGUAAUACUAAUCCCGUCCGAAUAGACCCGCUGUAAAUAUGUACGGUAAAAUUCCGUCAUUUCCUGUUUAAAAGUAGUUUUUGGCGCGUUUUGCAAGCAUGGAGGCGCUUGAAGAAGCAUUCGGUUGCGUUGUAGGUGGUGGGCCGACUCUGUGGCAAACCUCCGGUGUUUUCCGCAUACCAUUUAAAGCAAAAAGAACAGGAAGCAACGUCGUACGCACAUGACGACAAGGAGGUUAUUGUGGUGCGUAAAGCGAGUUACCCCUCCCACUUCUGCUAGUUUUACUGAGAUGUCUUGUCCCGUGUGAAUUGGCCAAUUAAUAUUACAGACGUCCUGAGGUAAAAUUGCAUUACUCCACGUCCCCACGUAAAACUAAUCCCGUCCGAAUAGGCUUUAUAGCUAUAAAUCUGUCAGAAUGAUUGGUUCAGUUAAGCUACUUGAGUUUCAUCAAAACUAUCCCUUAAAAUGUUAUUCUUAUUGUAGCAGAUUCAUAUGAAUAUAAGCUCGGUUCAGAAAACCAGACGUUUUGGGGCAAAAGUUGCUUUUAGUUGGUGACAAGAACAUAAUUGACAUCAACAGCUAAGCGACUCAACCAACACUGGCAUGCUAUCCUGUUGUCAUGUUUAUUUUACCAUGGUACAUGAUCAUGCUGGUAUCUGCAAGAAAACUGAUAAAUUGCUUUUCAAAAAAAAAAUUUAAAAAAAAUCAGGACCGCUAAUCACAUUAAAUCAAGAAAAUUUAAUUCUAGAAUUUUUUUUUUAGAUUACGUUUACCGAUGGUUAGCUAGCUGAUCAAUGAUUAAAUUUUAGCAUGAUGCAAAAUAAUUCUGUGUAUUUUAUGUUACAAGCUGUUCACCACUCACAUUUAGAAGAAUGUAAAAUUCAGAUUUCUGUCUGCUAAAUGCAGCAAAAGAUCCCUGCUGGAAAGUUUUGGCACCUUUUCUUGACUAUUCCUUUUGGACACUUUCUAUCCCUCUACACCAGAGGAGAACAGUUGGCAUCGUAUGGAACGGAUGUAGGUCAAGAGCUCAUAUCUUGACUUACUCUGUUGGACUCAACCCAACUUUUUUCGUCGUUUUUUCUGAAUGUAGUUGAAAUGUAGCUCGGCCUCGAUGGACGAGACAGAAUGUAUUCGUUUAGUUUCUUAUCCUCUGCAUUUUAAUGAUGCUAAUCUGCUGAUACAACACAUGCAUGUGAACGAGGCUGCGUGCACAUUGGUUGAGGUCUUCUUUCUGACCUUUAUAUCUUUUUAGUAUUAUUAAUUUAAAUUUAAGGAGAAAAAAAAAAACCUUUGUUCCAUUUGUUCUUUUUUUUCUGGAAAUACGACUCUAGAAUGAAACGUGUAUGUUUUUUGAUAAUUUGAUAUUUUGAUUUAGAUUUUUCUGUAAUUAAAAUAGAUGUGUGUAUAAAGCAUUUGAAAUUAGAAUAUAUAUUUAUAUAUUAAGUAUAUAUUGUAUAUAGAUACAUGCAGAAUGAACUAUUUAACAAAACAGUGACGUGUGAUACACAGUACUGUGUUUUCCAGACUAUAGUACCAUUAUUAUGGUCUAUAGGGUUUUUGCAUUAGCCUGAUUGUCAGCAGUUUUAUGGUAUUCAUUGUGCUCAAACAAACAAACAAAAGUGUGUAAAGUGAGUUUUUAUAAAUCUAAAAUGAGUUUUUCUGCCAUUUAUAAAAUAUUCACUUUUUUUUUUGCUUUCAAUAGAACUAUAAAAAUGUUCAUUUAGACAGGAAUCGUGUAAAGUGUAAUAUUUUAGUCAAAAAUACAUUCAGAGAACCAAUUAUCAACAAUUUUAAAUAUUUUAAAUUUACUUCAGUAUAAAUCAUAUUUUAGUAACAUACAUGCAAUACCAGGUGUUAUUUUUUUUAUUUUUAAUAGAUUUGGUUGAGGUGCUGCCCUGUGAUGGGUUGGCACUCCGUCCAGUGUGUAUCCUGCCUUGAUGCCCGAUGACACCUGAGAUAGGCACAGGCUCCCCGUGACCCGAGGUAGUUCAGAUAAGCGGUAGAGGAUGAGAGUGAGAGUGGUUGAAGCGCUAGCUAACUCGUGUUUCACAGCUAGCGAUACAGCAACGCUACAUUUAGUGAGACUAGAUUAGUUUCUACAUUCAAGUUAAACAUCAUAGGUUCAUCAAAACUAUUUACAUAACAUGAAUUACGCUUUUUUUAAUUUCAAAUUUAGAAUUUAAUAAACUUUUGCCGUGUUCAUCAAAAUUUAAAAACAACAUGGCAGACACUAGGGGGCGAACUCAGACCUUUGUAUGUGAGAUUUACAAAUAUUAAUCAGGCACAAGAGGAAACGAUACAGUUACUACACUGAAAAUAAUGGAGCAAGGAAAAGUUAAAAUUUAGAAAUGUUUUAAAUUAAAACAAUUGCAAUAACAGAGUGAGGUAUAUACUGAUUUUUUUCUCUUUAAACAGACCAAGUUUAGGAGUGUGUCUUAUAGUCUGGAAAAUACAGGGUCAUGAUUAAUAAUAAUAAUAAUAAUAAUAAUAAUAAUAAUAAUAAUAAUAAUAAACAUUCUGACUCAAACUGACCAGACGCUGCUGUUUUUAUGCAGAUGAAUAGCACUUAUAAAUUUUACACCUCGAAAAAUGAGGAAAGUUUGUACACUCUCGUAACCUCAGGCUUGGUGAUAUUCAGGUUCAUGCUCUUUCUCUCUCUCUCUCUCCCUCUCUCUUUCUCUCUCUCUCUCUCUCUCUCUCUCUCUCUCUCUCUCUCUCUCUCACACACACAGACAGACUGCUGUUCUCUGAACUCAGUAGAUUUUGUCCUUGUCUCUUAUCCCUUUAAGUGACCCAAGUCAUUUAACACACUUUGAGUGUAUUUAACACAAACCGAUGAAUGAACAUUUAAAUUUUGCACACACCACAUUUUACUAUGCACCAGGGUCGGACAUGAUGCGAAACAGAACUGACAUGCAGGUCAAACAGAGACGUAUCAGCCUAAAUAUAAGCUGCUUAUUCUUUAAUUAUUAUGGAUUCAUGUUGUAUUUUAAAACGUAUUACACAUUCACAACUGCAGGUGGCACUACAGUGAAGCUAAAGAGCCCAAUUCAACCUGUUAACUGCUUAAAGAUAAAAUAUGUUGAAGACUCAGUCUGUAACAUAUUUUAGGUCUUAUAGUUAUUUAAAGAAUUAUAUUUUAAAACAAACAAAAAUUAAAUGAUAAACUUUAUCAGAGUUCUUAGCAAAUUGUAUAUUAAAAAAAUAUACAGAAAAGAUUUGGUCUUUAUAAUAAGGGAGAGAUGAAAUAAGACAGUAUUCAAGACACAUGUUUAACUUUUUAAAAUCUGGUUGUGAAUUUUUUUUUUUGGUAAACAUUUACUGUCACUUUUUGUCUGUUAUACAACCACAACUUGAAGUGACUUGUUACACAAAUCAAAUACAGAUUUCUCUUUUCUCUCUCUCUCUCUCUCUCUCUCUCUCUCUCUCUCUCUCUCUCUCUCUCAAAAGCGACUUACGAAUGUUUUCCUCGUCUGGGCGGUGGGCACUUGCUCCAUAUCUGGUGGUUUUUUUGCACUGUUUAAAUAGUGGUCCUUUAAACCUGUAGUUACUGGUUUCCUUGAGGUUUUUUUAGGGGGAAAAAAUAAAUUAAAAAAAUCUGGUUAUAAAACAGUUCUCUGGGUGUUUAAGGCGGUGUCGAUAACUGGACUGUACAAUAGAUAUAAUGUUGAUUCAUCCAAGCAGGGGACAGAUAACAGGAUCAUUUGGUUUAAAAUUAAAAGAUUCAUUGUAAAGUGAAGGAAAACGUUUUGCUACUUCGUGCACACACACACACACACACGCACAUGCACACACACACACACUCAGGGAGUUAGCUGGGCUCUUGGUCCUAUAUCAUCAUCGACACCUGUAACCCUCCAGAUGUCCUCGAACCUUCAUCACUGUGCUAGUAACUGCUGUCCUGAAUGUUAAGAUGUCACACAGAAGUGUCACUUUUUUCUAAAUUAAAUAGGAUCUUGUAUAGCUAUAAAUUAUAUAUUAAAACAUAUAAAGAUGGAUUCUAGUUUUUGAAUUUUGUUUUUCUCUUUUUUUGUGAUUUCUCAUGGCUGUCUUUUUUUCCUGCAGUGUUUCUUUACUCAACCGUUUAGCGUCAUCAGCGUUCACGCAAACUGUACUUAUAUUUUUUAAUAGAGUGUUUUUCAUGAUCCUUCUGUUUUCUUUAUUUCUGGGGUAAUUGUUUAAAAAGAUUUAAAAUUACAUAGAUUUUAAUAAAUAUAAUUUAUGACAUGGAUGCAAGUAUUAAAAAAGACAAAUCUGAUGUAGAAUUGUAUUUUGGGGAUAAAAUAUAUGUGGAUUAAAAGUGGAAUAAAGGGCUCUUUACAUACCGUA